Messenger RNA from Cynara cardunculus var. scolymus (artichoke), 2223 nucleotides. Its product is annotated as recQ-mediated genome instability protein 1. NCBI's taxonomy places the organism in Eukaryota, Viridiplantae, Streptophyta, Magnoliopsida, Asterales, Asteraceae. The transcript has 8 exons. Gene Ontology annotation, biological process: resolution of meiotic recombination intermediates; double-strand break repair via homologous recombination. Bases 7 to 1896 code for a protein of 629 amino acids. The record is from RefSeq and is a predicted model, not a curated record. Gene Ontology annotation, cellular component: nuclear body; RecQ family helicase-topoisomerase III complex. Gene Ontology annotation, molecular function: nucleotide binding.
GCAACGAUGUUCUCCAGAAGGCGCCUGAGAAUAAUCUGUUCAUCCGAUGAGGAAGACGAUGAAGAAGACGUACUAGAAGUUCAACCACCUCUUCCACAACACCAUGAUAACGAUUGCGAAACACUCAAUUUUCAAGAUGUAACCCUAAGUUCCUCAAACUCUAACCCUACCAAUCAAUCUGAUUGCAUCCAAGUCGAGAUAUCUGACGAAGAUUUCGUCGAUGCGUACGAAGAUCUCUUACCUUCUCCCCAGCCUCCGCCUUCGGACCAGACUGUUCAUUCUACAGAUUAUUCUAGAACUAGCAGUGUUGGUAUGGGUGAAGUCUCUGAUAGUCCUAUUAGUAGGAUUCUGGAAGAUUUAGGGUUGAGAUUACGGAGUGAAUGGUUGGAUUCUUGCCUUCAUGGCCUCCAGACUGUCGUCCCUGGGUUUCCCAGCUUCGAUGCUACAAAAAAGGCUAAGCUAUGCUUUGAGAAGUUUUUGCAUUUUGAUAUGAACAACUGUGGUGCAGGCAUGCUUCCGGAUAACGUGCAUCAAAUGCACCUUGUUGAUCUUCCUGGGCCCUUUGUGUUACAGGUUGACGAGAUAGUCAAUAUUAGUCAACCUCUCCGAGAGCGUUACAAGAAGGCACCUUCUGGCCUGAAGAGAUGCCUUAAAUUGUCUAUGACUGAUGGUGUCCAACAAGUUUUUGGCAUGGAAUACCAGCCUAUUAAAGAUCUAGAUGCUCUUGCUCCUGCUGGACUGAAGGUUGCUAUUUCUAAUGUACAUAUACGACAUGGGCUUCUAAUGCUGGUUCCAGAAGUCUUUCAAGUUUUAGGAGGAUUGGUUGAGGAGCUGGAUGCAGCACGACAAAGGCUUGUUAAUGAAGUCAAUAAGCCUCCAAGGGGCAAAAGAACAAGAACAGGAGUUGUUCCCCCUUUAUCAACUAGAGCUACUCGUGCUGCAUGGCCUGCUGAGGAGAUUCAUGUUUCAAGACCAAUAAAUAACCCUGUCUCUCAAAGGGCAUCUCCAAUGCAGGUAGAUGACCGAGGUGGCACACCUGCUUCUGUUAGUAGAAGAGUGUCAUCAAAUUCUGCAGUUCCUGUUCAUAGAGAACAUGUUGGACAUCACCUGCCAAGAAAUGAAAUAGAAUCUUCCACUCGUAGGGAGAAUAUUGAACCCCUUCCAUCUAAACCUGCAGAACAGAGUUCUGUUUCUAUGGAUAAGGAAACUGAUUCCAUUGCUGUUCCCAUCCCGAGGGGAAGUGUAGAUACGACCCUGUUGAGAGAAGAGCCCACCAUUCCCCUCCACAGGGAACAUGCUGAAUCUUUCCCUUCCCCUAUUGCUGUUACAGAUGAUGGAGAUGGAGAUGCCCAUAUGGCGCCUGCUGAGGAGAAUCAUUCUGCACUUAGUCGUAGCAGUGAAAGCUCUUUUACAUACCUUGCCAGCUUGUCAGUUAAAUGGGCUGCAUCAAAAGAUAAAGCUUCUCACGUUGAGGGUAAAAUUAAGUGUAUCUUGACUGGAGUUAAGGGAUUCCAGUUUAAGGAAAGGAGCACAUAUGAGCUUCAGGUAUAUGUAGAUGAUGGUAGCCUGAUAUCCGAGAUCCUUGUUGAUCACAAUGUUGUACAAAGGAAGAUAGGUUAUUCUCCCGAGGAGGUAAAUGCUGCUCUGUCUUCUUCAAACCCAUCGAGGGUUCAGGAUAUGAAGGAUACAAUGAAGCAGUUCAGAGUUUUUUUGGUGAACUUUGAGGGGAUGAUGCUUGUACGGAUAAACGAAGCCUCUACUCUUCCAGUUGCCACAGAAAUGCACCAGGGUUGUCCACCAUCUGAUGCAUGGUUGCUUCUUAGUAGACUAAAGUCAAGUGAUGAUGAUCAAGCACCUCAAGGUCGACAGUUAGAUCCAAUUAAUCUAUCCCCGUAAACUGAUCCUGGAAGUUGAAACUGAAACAAGACAACUGUGAGCCUUUGCAAGCAAUCAUGGCAGACAGUAGUGAUCUCUUGCAAUGGCAAUCGAGGCAGCAUAGUUUCUUCUUGCAAACAUCAAAACUAUAAGGUACUUUGACACCUUUGUUUGUUGGUUCUGUUUUCUUUGAUCUUUUAUGGGCUUCUGCAAUUUAUUAUUCGAAGAUGCCGGCUGAUCCCCAACUUGGGUGUCGAUAUUCUUGUACAUAUCACAACAAAUUGUUUUCGAGUAUUUCACUUUUCACUCCCAUUAGAGUAGUUAACAUUUGUUCAUUGAAUUUUGAAU